This is a messenger RNA of Lactuca sativa (garden lettuce), 613 nucleotides long. NCBI's taxonomy places the organism in Eukaryota, Viridiplantae, Streptophyta, Magnoliopsida, Asterales, Asteraceae. The record is from RefSeq and is a predicted model, not a curated record.
GCUUAAUGGGACAUCGGCCCAACCCCGAACCUAGUCACAAACACAUAAGCGAACUAAUAACCGAUUUUAACCCGUUUUUCCGUCUCCUUCUCUCGACGUUUCUGGAAGCUAGGGAUUCUAUUGCCCUUUGUGCUCAACAAUCGGAAAUCUCAGCUAGCGAGGCUGUGUUAGAUCAUGGCGGGAGGAAAUUUUGUGCAGCGUGUUAUGUCUUACCUUGUUAAUGAGAUCCUCGUCGACAGUCUUGCCAACAGCCGAGCAUUUCAAAGAUUUGCAGUGAAGACUUCAAAGUCAAUGGAAGAAAUGUCAAGCAUAGCUGCAAAAAAGAGACAAGAAAUUGCUGAGCAGGUGAAGGAAAUGUCUCGCAACUUUGAGUCCAAGAACCGUUGAUGGCUGUUUGUGGAAAAAGUUUUGUGGUCGAAACCUGUAAGCUCAUGGAAGCAUUUAGGUUAUUGACAAGACACUCUUUUUAAUACAACAUUAUCACUUUGUAAAUUAUGGGUUGUAUUAUGAAACCAAAAUAUUUAGAAUUCUAAACCAUUUUUAGACUGUUGAAUUGCUGUCUUGUGAUGAAGUUUUUUGUUUGAAUAAUGAAUUCUGAAAUCUGAAUUCUUAA